AUUGCGCGAUUCUAUUGCGUACUGGUAAGAGAUAACUUGUUAUGAUUUAAAAAUAUAUCAUUUUGAAAGUAUUUAAAAUAUUUAUCAGUAUUAUCUUAGAUUACAGUACAUAUUAGAUAUUACCCACUGCAAAUAUAAUCAUGGACAUUUGUAUGAAUGUUUAAUUAGUUUUUAUUUUAAGCCGCUACCCACUGAACAAGAAUGUCAAAAGAUAUUAGAUCAUUUUUUCUGCCAAAAAAACCUCAAAAGCCUAAGAUAGAAGAGGAUGAUGAUGUUAUACCAGAGUCUCCAGAUGUUCAUAUAAAACAGAAAAAAGCUCCAAAAAAGAAACAAGUUUUGAGAGAUGAUUCAGAUGAGGAAAUAUUUACAUCAAAAAAGAAAAAUAAAUCUGAUAAGUCACAGAAUAAAAAAGUUAAAACGCCGCAAAAAUCUGUUCUAAAAGAGGUCAAAGCUGGUGAUAUCUUUGGUAGUGAACCAAUAAAAAGGACUGAACCAAUAGUGAAGAAAGCUAAAAGGAAAACUGAAGUUGGUAUACAUUCUGAUGAGGAAUUUGAUAAGAGUUUGUUAGAACUAGAUAUUGAAGAACCAUCACCAAAAAAGAUCAGUCCACUAAAAACUACUGAUGAAUCUAAGAAUAAUCAUGUAAAAGAUCAAAUUUCAAAUAAACAAUUAACACCAAUCAAGAAUAAACAGAAAACAAAAUCAAAGAAUGAGACAUCAUUUACAAAAGAAACAUCUAGUCGAUCAGUUUAUAAUAAUGUAAAGAAUGAGAAUAAAAGAAAAUUUGCUGAAUUUCUUGAUAGUGAACACAAGCCUCAAGAAAAUGAUGCUGACAUUCAGAGCAAAAAGAAAAAGUUAAACACUAGUAAUGUUGAAACAAAAACGAAUGGCACAGAGAUUAUGAAAGAUGGCGAUACUAGUGAAUAUUUCAAUGAUAGUUGCAUGGAGAUUGAUGAAACUCAGAAAGAAACAAAACCCAAAAAAAAGAAACAUGAUAAAAGUCUCAAUGAGUCUGCACUAACGGACGAAGAGCGUCACGAGAGGCGGAGACAAUCCGCCGCACUGUACCAAAGCUACUUAAAUAGAGCUGGCCCCAAACAUUUGGGGACUAAGGAGAUACCUGAGGGUCCACCAAAUUGUUUGAAGGAUUUUGCAUUCCUAUUGACUGGUGUAUUAGACUCAUUUGAGAGAGAAGAGGUUGUUGAAGCGAUAAAUAAGUAUGGAGGCAGCAUUAAAAACGGAAUUAGUAAAAAGGUAACCCACGUGCUGGCUGGAUCAGAAGCAGGUCCAGCAAAAAUGGCCAAAGCCCAAGAAUUAGGUAUUAAAAUUAUAAAUGAAGAUCAAUUCCUUAAUAUGAUUGCACACCCACCGCACAAAGAUAAAACAGAAGUAAAACAAGAGAUUAAAAAUGAAAAGUCUACUGCGAAGAAAAAAGAAAAAACGCCACAGAAAAACUUGAAUAGCUUUAAUAAUAAGUUGAAAAAAGAGUCAAAAAUGGAAGAGAAGACUAGAAAAAAUCAUGGUGAUGAUAUUCCAAAAGAAUGUUUGAAAAAAGAUAUUGUAAAAGAAGUAAAAAAAGAAAAGGAAGAAGUAAAUAGUGAAUCAAAUGAAUCUAUUGGUUCUAUAAAAAGUACAAAUGGUCUCCCCACAGCAUCGUUGAUGUGGGUGGAUAAGCACAAGCCGCAAAACAUUAAAACCAUUAUUGGACAACACGGAGAGUCUAGCAAUGUUGUAAAAUUAAUGAAUUGGCUCACCAAAUGGUAUAUGAAUAGAAAAGCUAAGCUGCAAAAGCCGAGCCCGUGGGCGAAGAACGACGACGGUGGUUAUUACAAGGCUGCACUACUCUCGGGUCCGCCAGGAGUAGGAAAAACUACCACGGUGGCGCUAGUGUGCAAGGAACUAGGAUUUGAUAUGGUAGAAUUCAACGCGUCCGAUACUAGAAACAAAACAUUGAUCAAAGAACAAAUUGGCGAAUUACUCACCACCACGUCGCUGUCUGGGUACGCUAAAGGAAAUACCGGUAAACAAGCAGUCACUAAGAAGCACGUGUUAGUGAUGGACGAAGUCGACGGAAUGGCUGGAAACGAGGAUCGAGGCGGCCUUCAAGAGCUGAUAUCAUUAAUAAAAUCAACAUCUGUACCUAUAAUCUGCAUGUGUAAUGACCGCAAUAGUCAGAAAAUGCGGAGUUUCGUCAACUACUGUUACGACUUGAGGUUUAAGAGGCCCACAGUCAAUCAGAUCAAGUCAGCAAUGAGGUCUAUAUGCUUUAAAGAGGAGCUCAAGAUCCCACAAGACGUGCUGGAACAGCUGAUCGUGGCUGCCAAUCAAGACGUCAGGCAGACCCUUAACCUACUUUCAAUGUGGGCUGUCGACAAGGACCUCACAGAUACAGAGCGACUGAAGAAAGAUGCCAAGAAUAUCAAGAAAGAUAUUAAAUUGGGUCCAUGGGAGGCUAUCCGGAAAGUGUUCUCAGCGGAAGAGCACAAGACCAUGUCAAUACACGACAAGAGCGACUUAUUCUUCUACGACUACAGUCUCGCGCCGCUCUUCGUGCAGGAAAACUACCUACAGGUGGCGCCACACUGCCACAAAAACCAAGUGUUGGAUCGCAUAAGUCAGGCGGCGGACAGCAUCAGCCGGGGCGACCUGGUGGACGCCAAGAUACGCCGCGCUCAAGCCUGGUCACUACUUCCCGUACAGGCGAUGUACAGCUCCGUGAUCCCUGGCUAUGCACUGGCGGGCCAUGUGGCCGGCCAGAUACAGUUCCCCGGCUGGCUCGGGAAGAACUCGCGCGCUACCAAAAUGCACCGCCUCUGCCAGGAGAUACACGCUCACACGAGGCUCAGCACAUCCGGUUCAAAAUCGUCUAUCUUCCUCGACUACUGUACGCACCUACGUGAUGCUGUGGUCACUCCCCUCCUCAAAGAGAAAAACGACGGCAUAGACAAGUCGCUAGAGGUGCUAGAGUCGUAUCAUCUACUUAGGGAAGAUCUCGAUUCUUUGACGGAACUCUCGCUGUGGCCCGGACAGAGGGAUCCUAUGGUUUUAAUAGAUCCUAAGGUGAAAGCGGCAAUGACACGGACCUACAACAAGAAAGCAACAGCUCUACCGUACGCGCCGGGCAGUAUCAAGCGUGGCCGAAUUCGUGAAGACGAAGAUGGUGAUGACGGCCAGCCUGAGGACGAGGCUGAAGAUAGCGAUCCCGAGAAUGAUGCUCUAAUCAAGAAAAAGAAAACAAAAGAGCCAGAAAAAGGUAAAAAAGAAAAACCAAGUUCAAGUAAAGAAAAAUCAAGUGCUGCCAAGGAUAAACCCAGUACCAGCAAGAAAAAGAAGAAAUAAUGUGCAUGUUUUAUAUUUUCCAUUGAUAAUGCUGUGAAAACAAUUAUGGGUAUUACUUAAAAAAAAUGGAUACCAUAAGGAGUUUUAUUUUUAAACUAGCUGUACCUGCGACUUCAUCCGCAUGGAAUUCAACUUUCUUUUUCUAAAAUAAAAGUAGCCUAAAUUAUCCCUUAGUACAUCAGAUACCUACCAAUAAAACUCCAGUCAAAAUAAAUCCAGCCAUUUCUAAGAUUGCCAGAACAAACAGACAGGCAGAUGAAUAUUGUGAAAAAAAAAUAUUUUGGCAUAU
Achroia grisella is the source of this 3628-nucleotide messenger RNA. RefSeq names its product replication factor C subunit 1 (gene Gnf1). Gene Ontology annotation, cellular component: nucleus; DNA replication factor C complex. NCBI's taxonomy places the organism in Eukaryota, Metazoa, Arthropoda, Insecta, Lepidoptera, Pyralidae. Gene Ontology annotation, molecular function: DNA clamp loader activity; ATP binding; DNA binding. Gene Ontology annotation, biological process: DNA replication; DNA repair. Bases 202 to 3339 code for a protein of 1045 amino acids. The transcript has 17 exons. The record is from RefSeq and is a predicted model, not a curated record.